Molecule: messenger RNA, 576 nt
Organism: Coffea eugenioides
Lineage: Eukaryota; Viridiplantae; Streptophyta; Magnoliopsida; Gentianales; Rubiaceae
Product: putative ripening-related protein 1
Exons: 1
Coding region: 1-576 (191 amino acids)
Source: RefSeq, a predicted model, not a curated record
AUGAGAAAACAAGUCCAAUUCAGUUCGAUCUGCCUCUUGGUUUUGCUCUCAAGCAUUGCUUUGGCUUGUACGAUUUUGAUGGUGGAAGCCAAACCAUGCACGCCAAGCGGCAAAAUCAGAGGAAAACAAGCACCAAGAGACCAGUGCGAUCCUCAUACUGAUGAUUGCUGUCAGGCAAACAGAGUUUACAAAACCUUCGAGUGUUCGCCUCCUGUUUCUAAACACACAAAGGCAAUUCUGACUAUAAAUGAUUUUCAGAAGGGUGGAGAUGGUGGUGGACCUUCUGCGUGUGACAAUAAGUUCCAUUCCAACAACACACCAGUGGUGGCUCUAUCCACAGGAUGGUUCAAUGGCUUGAAAAGGUGCCAUAAGUACAUUACCAUCUUCGGUAAUGGAAGAAGUGUCAGAGCCAUGGUGGUUGAUGAGUGUGACUCAACGAAGGGUUGCGACUCCGAUCAUGGUUUCCAGCCACCAUGUCAAAACAACAUUGUUGAUGCCUCUGAAGCAGUUUGGAAAGCCUUGAAAGUCCCCAAGAAAGACUGGGGAUCAAUGGAAGUUUUCUGGGCUGAUGAUUAG